Messenger RNA from Bactrocera latifrons, 1932 nucleotides. It is a transcript of the gene Gk1, whose product is annotated as glycerol kinase. The transcript has 5 exons. Lineage: Eukaryota; Metazoa; Arthropoda; Insecta; Diptera; Tephritidae. The record is from RefSeq and is a predicted model, not a curated record. Gene Ontology annotation, cellular component: mitochondrion. Gene Ontology annotation, biological process: glycerol metabolic process; triglyceride metabolic process; glycerol-3-phosphate biosynthetic process. Gene Ontology annotation, molecular function: glycerol kinase activity. Bases 279 to 1850 code for a protein of 523 amino acids.
CAAAACCGGAAAAAGAUAAACAACGAUAACAGUGAUAAAUAGCAAAUAAAUAAAUAAUAACUUUUUGGUAAAAAGCUUGUUUAUACAUAUGUUUACGCAGAUUAUACAAAUUCUCUUAUAGUGGGAUAUUUGUUGUCAAGAACUUUUCAAUAAAAGUAAUAUUAAUCUGCUAUUAUCGGCGUAAAUAUCAAAGUUCAAGGGUGGAAACAUUAAAAACCACACAGCACGAAAAUAAAGAAGUCGCCUUUUUUGUCAACAGAAAAAUAAAUUUGAAUAAUAUGUCUCUUGGAAAAUUAGUGGGAUCCAUUGAUGAAGGAACAACAUCAGCCCGUUUCAUGAUUUUUCGAGCCGGUACCAACAAGGUUGUUUGCUAUCACCAAAUUCCCGUACCAUCUAUUUAUCCGCAGGAAGGAUGGGUGGAACAAGAUCCUAUUGUUAUAUAUAAUGUGGUAAUUGAGUGCAUUGAGGAGGCCGUAAAGAAACUCCAGAAACUGGGAGGUUCGGUAGAGGACAUCGUUGCUAUAGGUAUUACUAACCAAAGAGAAUCAACAAUUGUUUGGGAUCGGGAGACGGGUAGACCAUUACAUAAUGCCAUUAUUUGGCUGGAUAAUCGCACAUCUAGUACGGUUGAUGAACUAGUUGAGACAAUACCAAACAAAUCACGUAAUAUAAAUUAUUUAAAACCGCUAUGUGGUCUCCCCCUUUCCCCGUAUUUCUCUGCGUUGAAAAUGCGUUGGAUGCGCGACCAUGUUGGAGAAGUUCAAAGGGCGAUGGAAGCCAAUACCUGUCAAGUUGGGACAGUUGAUACUUGGUUGAUUUAUAAAUUGACAGGAGGUCCUAAUGGAGGGGUUCACCUGACUGAUGUGACAAAUGCUUCUCGUACCAUGCUAAUGAACAUAGAGACGUUAAGAUGGGACCCACAUCUGUUGCGGUUUUUUGGCUUACCACUUUCUAUGUUACCACAGAUACGUUCAAGUGCAGAGCAUUAUGGUGAUGUAACGGUUAGCAUUUUAAAAGGUGUCCCCAUUACGUCAUGUUUAGGAGAUCAACAGGCGGCACUUGUAGGCCAACAAUGUUUGAGCCAUGGGCUUGCAAAAUCCACGUAUGGAACGGGAUGUUUUCUUCUCUAUAAUACGGGAACAUCAAUAGUGCAAUCUAAGCAUGGUUUAUUAACAACAGUCGGUUAUCAAUUGGGACCACGAGCACCGCUAAUGUAUGCAUUAGAAGGUAGUGUUGCAAUUGCUGGCGCCGCCAUAAAUUGGAUGAAAAAUAAUUUGGAAUUAUUCGAUUCGGUUAGUCAAGUUGAAGAGAUGGCCAGCAAAGUCGAUAACUCUUUAGAUGUUUAUUUUGUUCCGGCAUUCAGUGGACUAUAUGCACCAUAUUGGAAUCAAGAGGCUCGCGGUGCCAUUUGUGGUUUGAGUGAAGAAACAACCAGUGAACAUAUUGUACGUGCUACUCUUGAAGCUAUCUGCUUUCAAGUACGAGACAUUUUAGAAUCAAUGCGUAAAGACUGCGGCAUACCAAUGACGAAAUUAAUGGUUGAUGGUGGUAUGACCGCGAAUAAUUUAUUUUUACAAUUGCAAGCCGAUCUGGUAGGCAUUAGUGUGGUUCGCGCUAAAAUGCAAGAAACAACUGCUUUGGGUGCGGCUUUGGCAUCUUAUAUGGUUGUAGAACCUAGCUUUGACAUCACUGCACCGCUUGCUGGCAGCUCAGGCCAAAUGACCACUUUUAAACCAACUAUUGGAAGUCACGAAAGAAAUAUGCGUUACAAAAAGUGGAAAAUGGCUGUGGAACGUUGUAUGAAUUGGGAUACUUCAACAUUGACCGAAGCUUCGAAACUCGACUUCUAAGUUUCGGAUAGUGAAUAAUUUUUAUAACCUGAAUAGGGCAUAUUAACUUUGUCACGAAGUUUGUAACACCCAGAAGAAAGGG